UCUACCGCUCGUUACUCUUUCGUUUCAGCACUCUCGUUUGUUCUGUUGGUAGACGCAGCUAUACAACCGCGCGCGAGGGCGCGUUGCUCUUCGCGCCGGUCCACUUACUUUACGGCCUUGUGAUCGAUGCUCAAUUAGUCUGGUUGCAUACAGCAAGCUUUUGCCACUACUACUUCUUGGUCUCUGCCCUCGCGUAUUUUGAGCCUGUCGAGGAUCACGACAUGGAGCCCUCGAGCUCGCGCGAGCCACCAUGGGCAGAGCAUGAAAAAGUCUAUUUGCUUGCUGAAAUACUAAAAGCAGCUCCAAUACCAUCUCAUGUUCUCUUCGGAAUCAUACGCGACACCAACAUCCAGCCACGAUGGAACGAUAUGGCUUUGCCUCCAGGCCGGUCUGUUCGUUCUAGUCAGAUCGCAUUCGACAGCCUCGCAGCGACCUACUCCGCGCCUGGGCAAGAGUACAGACGUCCCCAGCUACCUGCACCGAUGCUAUAUCCAGGACCGGACAUUACCAGAAAGCGACCACUUCAGCCAGAAGCUUCCACGCCUGUCGGCCGCUUACUACAACCUCGUCCCCCGCAUUCGUUCCCGGGAGAAUUCAUGCCUGCAGGCCCUGCCUACACAUCCACCAUAAACCCAUCUGGCGAGCCAGCGAACAAAAAGAAACGUGGAAGACCAACAAAAGCGGAGGCACAACAAAGAGCGCAAGAGGCUGCCGCGAGAGGAGAGGUAUAUCCACCACCUAGGAGGGGCAGGCAAUCUAUCACAGUACCACCUGGACCCUCACCACCCAGUUCGGACCCUCGGCCACACGAUCGAACACCACCACCAACAGCGCCUUCGCAGCAGGCUCCCGCAAUGACACCGCAACACCAAAUCGGGGUAGAACACGGGUCAGAGUCCUCAUCAGGCAAGAGAAGACGAACAAGGCCACAACCAUUGGAACUAGAAAAACAUCGCGCAACCAGCGAAAUGGAGUCUCCGCUCGCAUAUGGAUCAGGAGAUCCUAGCCGCAGCCAACAAUACUCAACAUACACACCCAUCUCUGCGCCCUUGCCAUCUUCCACAGAAUCCAGGGACAGAGAUGUGCGUAUGGAAGGGGUCGAAGAGACUCAACCACGAACCACGACACCUCACUCGUUUAAAGAUACGGUCGGUAUAUGACAGCGUUUCUUUCGUCAACAAAAGCAACAUACGGCGGUAAUCCUGUUUUGAAAGCGUUCUGUCAACGACUUUACUUACGCACUCACGAUGAACUAUAGCCAUGAUACCAUGGAGGUACGCUCUGCCGUUUACGCUUGCUACCACAUUUGAUGAGCACCAGUCAUGCGCGCGCAUCACUUAUCAUGUUCAUGUUGUUAUUGCUGUUCUGGGGCUGUUUGUGCCC
This is a messenger RNA of Alternaria alternata, 1383 nucleotides long. RefSeq lists its product as hypothetical. NCBI's taxonomy places the organism in Eukaryota, Fungi, Ascomycota, Dothideomycetes, Pleosporales, Pleosporaceae. Bases 222 to 1160 code for a protein of 312 amino acids. The record is from RefSeq and is a predicted model, not a curated record. The transcript has 3 exons.